AACAGAGCGACACCAAACAUGGCGGACGGUUAAAGUUUAUGGAAUCCACUUUACCAACCUGUUACAGCAUUAUCUAUUGAAAUCGAAGUCAAAAUUUACUUCAUGGAGAUAUAUUAACGUCAUUUGUUUUAGCGGAGAGGAGUUUUGAGUACCUGAGUGGCUCAAGGUUGAUUGGAUUUGGGCUUUAUACUUGCUGAAGAGGAUGAGAUGAUAGCACCUAUGUUUUGGAAUCUCUGCAAAAGUUCUUGGAGAAAAGGGUUUCUCUUUGAACUUUUUAUAUUAUUAACCCUUCUUCUAGCUCGCUAUGGGGGAUGUUCGAGAGUUCGUAGCCUUGGUUGUGGUGAACUGUUUGAGGGACAUUCUCUAAAAGAUGGCAAAGAGGCAGGCCUUUUUAACAAGCUUGGACGAACGGACGAUGUCACAAAGUGUGUGGAAUAUUGCUGUGACGAUAGAGACUGUAAAACUGCGUUAUUUGUGGGCAAACUCAAAGCUUGCUACACUGUUGAUUGUAGAAACUCAGAUGCUUGCAAACCCGUGCCUGCUUUGAAAACAUCUCAAAAAUAUGGCAUGAGUAUUUUUCAAAAGCCUAUAAAAGGAAAAACUCCUAAAACAAAUGGUACUUUCUUGAGAGAUGACCCAAAUAGACCUCUUAUAAGARAAAAGAGGCAUGAGUCCUGUCAUCWCUAUCAUGGCACCCAGUGUACAAAGUACCUUAAGAAUAAACUACUCUACUUUACUCAGUACCCUCCGUCUGUCGAAAGAAGCCUCAUAAGACCAUUAUCUCUACUGAAAAAAAGAAUUUCCCCAACUUGUGAACAGUAUGCAUUAGCUGGAAUUUGUUAUUAUGCAUUUCCAUAUUGUUCAGAUCGCACUAAACCAAAGCCAACAUAUCUCUGCCGUGAGGACUGUGAACAGUUGUUUGCUGGAGUUUGUAAGCAAGAAUUUGAAGCUGCAGAUGGACUCGGGUAUGGGAAGAUUUUGCCAGACUGUAAAACACUGCCCUCAGCACAGCCACCUGGAAAUAGUGGCUGUAUUAGCCUGAAUAUUCCAGAUUCUCUUCAAGUCUUUCCAAAAAAGCCUACAAUUUCUCAAUCAACAGCAGCUAUUCUUAAUAGUAAACUUCAAGAACAACCAAAUAAUUUAGAAACUAAAACUGCUGAAGAAAAAGAUUUAAAUUUAUUUAAGCAAGAAAAUUAUAAUAACAAAACUGAGAAUGAGGAUGAGAAAGAAAAUCAAAAUAUUGCAAAUACAAACAUAAUGCACCAGAAUGAGGCUGGUACUGACACUGAUAUAACAAAAUCGUAUAACACAAUGUCAAAUAGCAACAAUAAGGCUACAGUGACGGAAAAAGAGCAAAUUAAUGAYAAACGUAGUGAUGAUAAAGACAUUGAUACGGAAACAUCUAAUGAGAACAUUGGGAAAUCUAGCGAUGUACAGAGCAGUAAAAUUCCUGAUGUGGAUAGGGGUAAUGUAGCUCCAACUAGGACGCCAACCACAGUGAUGGGAAAGGAACGAAUUAAUGACAAAUAUAAYGAUGAUAAAGACCUUGAUACAGAAACAUCAAAUGAAAACAUUGGGAAUAGCCAUACAGACAGCAGUAAAUCUCUCAAUGAGAAUAGUGAUGAUUCAGCACCAACUGGGACACCAACUUCUUUCAUAAGUACUACUAAUAAGAAUAAAAUUAGUUCAUCUGAUAGCAAAGUGGAUGAAAAAACUGACUUGGAUGCUUCAAAACCAAGUGGAAUUUCUGAGCCUCAAGUUGCAAAUAAGGAAAGUGGUACUACCAAAAAUGAUGAUAAAAAUGCAGAAAUUUCUAGAAUGUCCAGUGUUCCUACCAGCUUACCAUCAAAAUCAAGAAUUUCAAAGGUCGAUGAGGAUGAUGAAGUUAAAAAAGAGGAUGUUGAAAAAAUAGAAAAUAUUAAAAAGGAUCAUCCUGGACAGUCUCCUACAAGUGGUUCUACAAGAAGACAUGGGCUGGGAUUGCAAGAGUCACUUGGCAUGUUAGAGCCUACAAAUUCAAGCUUGAAGAAGUUGGAAAAUGAUGCACCCCUACCAUUGUCAAAGACAUAUCAACCAACAUUUGUUAAUAUAUCUAAUGCUGGUGAUGAAACAAACCUAGCGGUCACAAACAGCCCAAUUGAGAGACAGAAAUCAGCUAUCACUAAUAAAACAACUCCAGUACUAGAUGCAAAUGUAACAUCAUCUAAUGCAUCAUCAUUGUCAUCUCCAACUAAACCAGUACCARAUCAGUCUGGUCCAAAUACAACAACUAACGCAUCUCCAACUUCCAAAGCAGCAACAGAAGCUCCUGCCAACUUGACACCACUCCCAACUGAAGCACCAACACUACAAGUGUCAGCUGGAGAUAACAAGGUCCUUACUCUACCGGCCAACAAUAUUGAAUUGUAUGCAAGUGCAUUCCCAAGGGAGUCUCCAGGCAAUGUAUACACCUAUCAUUGGCAACAGAUUUCAGCUCCACAAGGCAGUCAUGGUUACAUGGAGGGUAAAGAUACCAAGAGAGUUCUUUUGACYAAGUUAAGUCAUGUUGGUGUUUAUCAGUUUAAAGUUACUGUAAAAGCAACAAAGAAUGGUGCUUUUGGUUUUGCAUUUGUUAAUGUUACAGUCCGUCCAGUUCCCAGAGUAAACAAGCCACCCCGUGCAGAUAUAUCACCUAAAGAACAGGUCAUUACAUUACCAACCAACAUGGUUGUUCUGGAUGACUGACAGUUGUUGACUCUGAUGGUGAAAAAGACUCCACCACUGCAACAGUGACUGUCAACAAUGAAAAAGACUAUCCCCCAGUAGCAAGAGCUGGUGAUGAUGAAAUACUUACAAUGCCUAUCAACCAUCUCACUUUGCAUGGGAAUGGCAGCACUGAYGACAAGGGAAUAGUCAGUUACGAAUGGAGCAAAGCACCAAGUAGUCCMGCAGUGGGUGAUAUGCAAGGGACCAACUCUCCCAUUCUAAAGGUCUCUAACAUGGUGGUUGGUGACUAUACCUUCAUAUUGAAGGURACUGACACUGGCGGACAGACAGCUUCAUCCAAAGUUACUGUUGUUGUUCAGCCUGAGAAAAAUACUCCACCUGUUGCUAAAGCUGGCUCAGAUAAGGACCUUGUGUAUCCAGACGAUUCAACCACACUAGAUGCAAAGGGAAGCCAUGAUGAUCAGAAAAUUGUCAAAUAUCACUGGGAUCAAGAGAGUGGUCCUUCAUCUGCUGAGAUUUCUGGUGCCGAUGGAAAAAUAGCAACAGUAAAGAAAUUACAAGAAGGCCGUUAUGUGUUUAAACUGACGGUAACAGAUGACAAAGGACUUACUGGGACUGAUAUUGUKGCUGUUAAUGUAAAGAAAGAUAUCAAUCAAAGCCCUGUGGCAAAGGCUGGACCAGACGUAGUUGUUCAUUUACCGAAUCGCGCUGCUGAACUAGACGGUUCAAAGUCCAGUGACGAUCAUGGYAUUGUAAAUUAUAUUUGGUACAGGGACCCAAAGAGUCCUGCAGCUGGGGACGUUAUUAACAAGAGUAAUCACCAAGCAGUAUUAAGACUCUCCAACCUUGUAGAAGGCUUGUAUAAGUUCAAGUUAACUGUCGUUGAUGGAAAAGGACUCAAGUCUAGCGACGAAGCACUUCUCACUGUUAAGGAAGAUGAGAACAGCGCGCACUUGGUGGAACUUUAUCUUGAUGUUGACAUUACAAAAUUUACUGAAGAAAAUAAGGGUCAGUUAAUUCGUAAACUAGCUGUCAUCCUUGACGUACAAGAUGAUGAUAUUGUGGUGGAACACUUGAAAGAAGCAGGCACCGGACACAGUACGAUGGUCAUGUUUUACGUUAAGACAGCAGGCGAUGCUAAAGAUGGUCAAAUCGUAGCAGAAAUGUUAAAGUCAAAAAUUGAAAACGAGGAAGGAUUUUUUGAGUUCCGAAUGCUGAGAGUUGAACCCUACAUUUGUCGAAAUAAUUGUUCAUUCCAUGGAUAUUGUGAUCGACGUACUAAACUGUGUGUUUGUGAAAGCUUCUGGAUGCAAAACAUAUUCAAGUCCAGCUUUGGCGUAAAAGAAAGCAACUGUGACUGGAGUAUUUUAUAUGUUACUGUAAUUAUAUUUGGUAUCGUCAUGGGUAUCGGUGGUAUAAUAUGGGCUGUCUGCUUCUGCAUGGGAAGAGCCUCUCGUCGUCGUCGUCUUCGCGAUGACAAAGUAGUUUCAGUGGAACCACCACUUUUAUCUGACUCGACUGCAGCUGAAUCUUCCGGACGGCGCGUCAGAUCACGAAGAAGACAUCGAUAUGCAAUAAUAGAUGAAGAAGAUGAAGAUGACAAAGCAGAAAGAAUGGAAAUGUUACCGAAGGGCAAUUAUUCAAGUAUGAUGUUAACAGACAGUGAUGAAGACAGCGAUGAAACAACRCUAUUUGAAGCAAAGAAACGAAUUCCAAAUGGAACGCUAAAUGGAUCAAUAGGAAGAAAAGCAAUGUGAUUCUUGGGAUCAUUCAAUCCCUCUUUCUUGAAUACUAUACAUGGAUCUUCCCAUCUGUCGAUCUAUCACUCAUUCUUUAUGUAUUUAUAUAGAUAGAUGCUAGAAAGAAUACUAGGGUAGAUCGAAAUGGAAUUUUUCCUUUAAGGUGUGCCUCAAGCACAGUUCCUGGUCCCUUUUGAACCCUUAAUUUGAAUAAGGCUUCGGUGGCCCGAGAAUUAAAACAAAUGCUAAUUGUUAAAGUUUUAUGAGAAAUUGCUAAAUACCGGGGUAACAUUUUUAUACAUAAUAGUAAAAUAAAUCCAUUAUAUACCUUAUUURUAAAACAAACAAUUUAUCUCCGAACUUCAUUUCAGUUAAGUCUAUGCACUUCUUCAGUUACCUUUUUAUCAUUAACAUUUCCUCAGUGUUUAUGAAAAUGAAUUGGAUAUCUGUCAUGUGAUUUCUCUAAUUCCUGCAUAUGUAUUUAYUGCUUGCUUAAAAUAAUUAUAAAAUUAAUGUACAAAUUAUCACAUAAUUUGGAUUUUACACUGAGCCAUUCCAUCUUGCACGUUACGUCGGUAACAUCGUUCACCACUUCUUUUUUCAAAAUCCCCUGUCCCUUUUGGUUAAUCAUAUUACCUUAACAUUCGUUUUCAUUAGAGUGCAUACCAUAUUUCCAUUAAAAAAGUUAACUAACAAAAUUUUAUAAUUUAGUGUAAAUGUUUUGUAGGUUUACGGAACUUUAACGAACAUACUAUUUUGUGCAACUUCUUACAAAAUUUUUCACCGAUACAUGGUAUGUACRCUACCACUCAUGACUGAAAUAGGACAAUUUGCUGAAAUAGUUAUUGGAAAGUAAUUGAUUGACUUCAACCAAAUGCUAAUUUGCAGUCACUUGAUUGUUAUUGAAAACGAAUGUAAUUUUCAGCCAAUUCAURCUUGCGUUAUACAUUUCAUAUAUUUAAUUUCAUCACUCAGUWAGGGAGACCACAUGACAGUGGAUCGUAAUUUGUAUAUUCCCGCCAAUAAUAUAUAACUUCAGAUUUUUUAAAAGAAAUUUUGGGAAAACAAUCUUGAACAAGCGACCUAGACGGUAUAAAAUUAAAAACAAAAUAUGACCCGCUUUUAAAAACCCAUAAAGAUGAGUAACAAUUUGAUAUCGAUACCUAUAUGCAAACAAUAUAAACAUCUAACGAAUGUUAAGAUUGUAAUGUUAAGCUAACCUAUUUGACGUAACGUAAUUGAUUUAGUAUGAGGACACGCUAACCCUUUCCACUUGUUAACCAAUCGCGAUGCAGAGUAAAAGCUGGAGCCAAUAAGGAGAGAGAGAGGAAUGCCAAAAUCUUGGCUUCGUUGCUUGCUCCUGGUAGGCUUAAGUUGGAAUGCUGUGUUUUUAUUCAAUAUUAUGAUUGAUUAACUUGCUAAAAGUGUUCCCAGUUGCAGUUUCUAAAAAUUAAGGUGGUGAUGAAAGUCUUUUAUAUAGCCCUAGAUUUUUAUAUUAGCUUGAGUACRAGAUGGCAGUACUUGCUUAUUUGCGGUUUUGGGCAGAAACCAAGGUCCAGAGCACGCAUUUUUUGUUUCAGUUUGUCAGCUUAGAUCUUCCCUUAGUGAGCUAGUCUAUGAAGAAAGUAGUUAACGUGGAGUUUAUAGUAAAUACCAAUAAAAAAAGCAAGUGCUAUA
This is a messenger RNA of Actinia tenebrosa (Australian red waratah sea anemone), 6122 nucleotides long. RefSeq names its product dyslexia-associated protein KIAA0319. Gene Ontology annotation, biological process: neuron migration. Gene Ontology annotation, molecular function: protein binding. Gene Ontology annotation, cellular component: membrane; cytoplasmic vesicle. The record is from RefSeq and is a predicted model, not a curated record. Lineage: Eukaryota; Metazoa; Cnidaria; Anthozoa; Actiniaria; Actiniidae.